AUUAUCGACCAACGAAAUCACAACUACAGGAAUCUUAAAUGCGUCUGCACAACUCUUUGGAAUUUUAUUAAUUUCGUUGAUGGACACGUUAGAAAACUUAAAUAAAAAAUUUACAAUGGAACUUUCGAAUUGGGUUUUGUUUGUGAUGGUAAUCGGUGGAUUUGGGUUGUUGUUUUUGAUUUCACCAACAGAAAAUGAGAGUUAUGAUAGAAAUGAAGAAAACUAG
This is a messenger RNA of Dentiscutata heterogama, 226 nucleotides long. Lineage: Eukaryota; Fungi; Glomeromycota; Glomeromycetes; Diversisporales; Gigasporaceae. The record is from the annotation of a GenBank genome assembly.